CGGGCUCUCGGGUCUUUUUUAGCGCCAUCUGCUCGCGGCGCCGCCUCCUGCUCCUCCCGCCGCCGCUGCCGCCCUGAGUCACUGCCUGCGCAGCUCCGUCCGCCCGUUCCCCGUACAAGCCGCGGAUACUUGGAGUUCUUACAACAUGGCAGACAUUGACAACAAAGAACAGUCUGAACUUGAUCAAGAUUUGGAUGAUGUUGAAGAAGUAGAAGAAGAAGAAACUGGUGAAGAAACAAAAAUCAAAGCACGUCAGCUGACUGUUCAGAUGAUGCAAAAUCCUCAGAUUCUUGCAGCCCUUCAAGAAAGACUUGAUGGUCUGGUAGAAACACCAACAGGAUACAUUGAAAGCUUACCUAGGGUAGUUAAAAGACGAGUGAAUGCUCUCAAAAACCUUCAAGUUAAAUGUGCACAGAUAGAAGCGAAAUUCUAUGAGGAAGUUCAUGAUCUUGAAAGGAAGUAUGCUGUUCUCUAUCAGCCUCUAUUUGAUAAGCGAUUUGAGAUCAUUAAUGCAAUUUAUGAACCUACGGAAGAAGAAUGUGAAUGGAAACCAGAUGAGGAAGAUGAAAUUUCGGAGGAGCUGAAAGAAAAGGCCAAGAUUGAAGAUGAGAAAAAGGAUGAAGAAAAAGAAGACCCCAAAGGAAUUCCUGAAUUUUGGUUGACUGUUUUUAAGAAUGUUGACUUGCUCAGUGAUAUGGUUCAGGAACACGAUGAACCUAUUCUGAAGCACUUGAAAGAUAUUAAAGUGAAGUUCUCAGAUGCUGGCCAGCCUAUGAGUUUUGUCUUAGAAUUUCACUUUGAAGCCAAUGAAUAUUUCACAAAUGAAGUGCUGACAAAGACAUAUAGGAUGAGGUCAGAACCAGAUGAUUCUGAUCCUUUUUCUUUUGAUGGACCAGAAAUUAUGGGUUGUACAGGAUGCCAGAUAGAUUGGAAAAAAGGAAAGAAUGUCACUUUGAAAACCAUUAAGAAGAAGCAGAAACACAAGGGACGUGGGACAGUUCGUACUGUGACUAAAACAGUUUCCAAUGACUCUUUCUUUAAUUUUUUUGCCCCUCCUGAAGUUCCUGAUAGUGGAGAUUUGGAUGAUGAUGCUGAAGCUAUCCUUGCUGCAGACUUUGAAAUUGGUCACUUUUUACGUGAGCGUAUAAUCCCGAGAUCAGUGUUAUACUUUACUGGAGAAGCUAUUGAAGAUGAUGAUGAUGAUUAUGAUGAGGAAGGUGAAGAAGCGGAUGAGGAAGGGGAAGAAGAAGAUGAGGAAAAUGAUCCAGACUAUGACUCAAAGAAGGAUCAAAACCCAGCAGAGUGCAAGCAGCAGUGAAGCAGGAUGUAUGUGGCCUUGAGGAUAAUCUGCACUGGUCUACCUUCUGCUUCCCUGGAAAGGAUGAAUUUACAUCAUUUGACAAGCCUAUUUCAAGUUUUUUGUCGUUUGUUUGUUUGCUUGUUUUUGUUUUUGCAGCCUAAAAUAAAAAUGUCAAAUACAAUUUUAGUUCUCACAAAAUAAUGUCUUAAUUUUGUACUAAUUCAGGGAGAAGCAGAGAGGCCUAGUUUGAAUUAAGGGUUGUACCCAGUUUACCAUAUUAUUAAAGAAAAGGGUGCCAACUUUAGAAGAGGUACUACAUCCACUAAUAAGCAAGUGUAGAAAAAAAAAAAGACACUCUUAAAUGAUGUGAUGCUUUUUUAAAAAGAAAAAAGUUAAAUUUUUUUUCAUUUGGGUUAGAACUAGAGAGAAGGUUCGAAGCCACUAUGGUUUAUUAUAAUUCUUAUUGCUUAAAAGUAUUAGUAUGUCAUUUUACCCAUUCUUCUGUUUACUAUGUAUUAAAAUGGGUAGUACUGUUUACUUAACUACCUCACAGAUGUAUUAAGCAUAUAACGUUGAAUUUCAUGAAAUGUUUCUCAGUUUCAUUAAAAGCUCAUAAAUUUGGGCCUAUUUGUACCACAGGUGUGAUAGUUGGCAUCUUAUUCACACCAAGCUUCGAUAAUUAAACUGGAAAACACAGGUUAAGUACCUCUGUUCUAGAUCUGGGCAGGUAAUACUCUUUUCAGAUCUUUGUGUGGCUCCCUAGUUUAGUGGAAUUGGGUGGACGGUGAACUAUUUCAGAAGGUCCAAGGAUUUUUUUUCAGGUAUUUUAGAUGACCUUAUUGUAGUAAAUACAUAGAGAUCAUGGGACUAAAGUGGAAAUGAGAACCUUUUUUGUGGGGAAAAAAGUGCCAUGAAGUUUGAGACUGUAGAGCCACAUUUAAAAUACCUCAGGCUAAUUACUGUUAAUUUUUUGCAACGAGCUUCUUUUGACAGUGAGGGCAGAACUAAUUGGAUUGUUAAUUAGAGAAAGGUCUAGAGUUCCUGCUCUUAGUAAAAUUACAUUGAGUUCAUUUUUAGAGGUGAUAGAGCUUCCUUUUUGAAAAUUUAGUGUUAAGGUGAACACAUUUUGUUAUUUCUCUAGUAUUUCCCCAUUCUCCUGAGAUUUUAACUAACUACUGGAAAUCCUUAACCAAUUACAAGUUUUUUCUCUUUAUUUUCAAAAUGAUUUUGGUUGCUUUGAUUAGACAUUCUGUGCUGUUUUUUUUUUUAAUCCAUAGCUUUUUCUGAACUUAAAAAUUUUUAAUCGAAAGAUAGAAUCCCAUUUUUAAUGAACUUAAAGAUGUAGCAAAAUCAUUGUUUCUUUUAUUCAUUCCUUUAGGAAAUAGCUAUUGCCAAAGUGAAGGGGUAGAUAAUAUUGCAUCUUGUUAUAUAAUGGAGAUGUGGUUUGCAGAGGAGUUGUUUUCUUUAUAAAUUAGAGUUUCAGGGGAUGUCAGUGUUCACCUAUGCCAUUUCUCCAGUUCCAAAAUGAUUCUAUUCCAUUCUAGAAAUUUGAAAUAUGUAACUUGAAAUCCUUAAUAAAAUUUGGAUAUAAUUUUACAACAUGUACUGGUGAUAUUUUGGGUGUUUUGUUUUUAAAAAAAUAUGAAUAUAUAUACCUUCUUUUUUUUUUUUUUUUUUUUCCUUUUUAAGAGUGGAGACUAGAGAUGUCUAGAGUAGGCUAUUCUGUGCUUAGGCCGCUAUGACCUAUAAAUCUGUACUUUUAAGAACAACCUCCUAAGCCCUGCUAAGUGGAGUUUGUCAUUUGAAUACUUGGAAGGAAUUCCAUCUUUCUUGAUGGAUUUUCUGAGUUACCUACAAACAUUUUUGAGACACUUCACAAUUUGUCUUUACAUUAUAGUUUCCUCCAUGCACUGACUACCAAGAAAUUCUCAUUUUUACCGGAAGUGGUAAAAUAUCAUAUUGUUGUCUAUGAAGAAAAACUUUGAAAAACUAAUUUAGGACUUUCACUUUAUGGUCAUUUAAGUAUGUUAAGUGAGCAGAGAACAACAGUUUCACAUAUUGAUUAGUUGUUUUAACAUGGAUGUCUGAAAGUUACAUCUAUGUAGUGCCCUAGAAUUAUUUAAUUUACUGAAGUAGAAUUAGUAUCACUAUUCUAGAUGGUAAAACUAUCUUAAUUGUAUGGAAUUGGCUUACAGAGUGGUACUUAAGAAAAAUGGGAUUCUACCUGUAUUUUCUCUUUAGCUCAUGAACAUGAAAGGAGACAUUUGUUGUAAUAGAAAUAUUUUCUUUAUUCUGUGAAUAGGUUACUGAUCAUGAUUGGUGUAUGGUAAGGCCCGUAAAAUAACUGAAUUCAGAGUGUUUCUGUUACUGCUGCUUGUAAGACAGUAUGAAUUUGUGGGUUUAUCUAAGUUGUAGGCCAUUCCUGCUAUUAAAAAAAAAAUAACACUUAUGAGUUACUCUUUGUGAAAACCUUAUCAUGCCAUGCGAAAAUAUUAAACUGAUAUUCAAAUAA
This is a messenger RNA of Cynocephalus volans (Philippine flying lemur), 3812 nucleotides long. It is a transcript of the gene NAP1L1, whose product is annotated as nucleosome assembly protein 1 like 1. Gene Ontology annotation, cellular component: chromatin; nucleus. Lineage: Eukaryota; Metazoa; Chordata; Mammalia; Dermoptera; Cynocephalidae. The record is from RefSeq and is a predicted model, not a curated record. Gene Ontology annotation, molecular function: histone binding; chromatin binding. The transcript is spliced from 16 exons. Gene Ontology annotation, biological process: nucleosome assembly. Bases 146 to 1318 code for a protein of 390 amino acids.